CUCAAACACCCAUAGCAGCCAACAAGGACAUUGUAUUUGAUAUCUCUUGAAACAUACGCCUCAGCUAUGGGCGGGCAGCAAGUCUCAAGCAGCGUCAGUUUCGAUGCCCUUCCACCGCUCGUGGUGGAGCACAUCGCAUCGUUCAUGAUGCUCUCGCCAUAUGUCAACGACGUCGCAGCCAACUUGCGCGUAGUCUGCAAGGCCUGGCGGCGUGCCCUGCAACGCGUGGAGCACCGGACCGUCCACCUCGCAUCGCCAUGCCACUCCCCUGCAUUCUCCACACUCUGCGCCGGCCCCUUCGGCCAGGCCGCGCUCGGCGCCAUGACCCUUGUGCGCCGACGGCAGCUGCUGGCCCUUGUGGCUCGCAGCGGCAACCUGGAAAACCUGCAGAUCGCUGUCGCUGCCGCGGGCUGCGCCCCAGACGACACGGCAGCGACCGCGGCCGCGGCCAGCGGCCAUCUCGAGGUGUGCCGCUGGCUGCUGGCGUCGCGGCCAGGCCCGCUACAGCCGCAAGUGCUGAAGGACAUGAUGCAGGCGGCCGCGGAGCACGGGCACGAGGCUGUGAUGCGGUGGCUUGCGGACGCUGCUGGCGGACACGCCGGCACGGCCCAGUUGGUCUGCCCCUCGGUGCUGGCGGCGGCGGUGCGGGGCGGGCAGUCACAGCUUGUGGAUCAGCUGGUCAGCGAGGUACGGCAUGCGGCUCCGGCUCCACAGCGGGCCAGCCGGAUGCGGGGCCACCCGGUACGGAGCGUCAGGGAGAGGUCGUUAUAUGAGCGCCUGAUGGCGGCGGCAAAGUACCGGCCGGCGGCGGAGCUGGAGGCGCUGUGGGCGGCGGAGGCGGCGGGUGCCGAGUUGACGCAACUGCAGCUGCUGUCGGCGGCUGCCGGCAGUGGCCUGCCCGACUACCAACGGAAGAUUGACUUCUUGGAGCGCGUGGGGUGCGAGUGGCAUGUUGGAUGCCUGCAAGCGGCGAUUGCGGAAGGCGACGAAGACAUCGCGACGGCACGGCUUGCCUGGCUGCGGGCGCGUGGUGGCUACACGCGCAGCGUAGGCGAAUUCGUCGAUGGCCCGCUGCCGCAGCCUCAGCAGCAGCAAGCAGGUCCUGGUGUGGGAAACAAUCUGGCGUCUGUAUACGAUAAGCUGUGCGGCGCUGCGGCAAGGGCCGGUCACGUCCGGCUGCUGCGGUCGCUGGUCGCCGAGGCCACGGCAGCGGGCGUGGAUGCUUCCCAGCCGCUAGAGCGCGUGGCAUUUGAGCUCAUUCAGCUUGAUAAGGCCGAGGAGGAUCUCCAAUAUCAGAUCGCGCAUUACGAUGUGGCCGGCCCCUGGGAUAUGUGGGAGUUGGACCCUGCAACCGGAGAGCUGAGGCGGCGUGAGGAGGAAGAGGUGGCGAACCAGCUGCACAACGAUGCUGCAGAAGAGGGCGACGAGAAGGAGGAGUGGGACUAUACCGAACUCCAUGACGACGAUGUGUGGGCUGCUGUGGCGGAGCAAAGGCUUAGGCAGCGCCUGUCGAGGACCGACUUCUUCUUCGGCGUGAUGAAUGCGGCACGGCAAAACAAACUGGGAGUGCUGCAGGCAGUCCUCGAGGCGCGGCCGACUUGGUUGGGGCUGUCCUGCGCGCUGCGAGCAGCUGCGGCCGCCGGUCAGGUGCACGUGCUGCAGUGGGGCCUCCGCACGAGCCAGGGCGCAGCCCUACUCGCGCAGCAGCCCAGGUGGGGCUGGCGGCUGCUUGUGAAUGCAGCGGGCAGCGGCUGUGUGCCGCUGAUGUCGCUGCUGCGGGAGCACGGCUGCGCGUGGGACGCGACUGCGUUCGUGGCUGCGGUCAAGUCGGGAAGCGAGGAGGCGGUUCUCUGGCUGCGGGAGAACGGCUGCCCGCUUCCGCGGAGUGACAUGCCCUGCUGGCGAGCCGCGGUCGCAAACUGCGAUGUGCGCAUGCUGCGGCUGCUGCGGCAGCGGCUGGGCCGGGCCUGUCGCGGCCUGCUGCCACGCCGCGAGGGCGCCAUAACGAACCCCGGUCAGGGCUGGCUUGGAGAGCAGUCGGUGUUUGUGCAGCAGCUGGCGGAGGCGUGGUAUCGUCAGGGAGGCGGAGGGGAGGCCGGUGCCGGUGCCGGUGGCAGUUCUGAGGCUGUGGCUGGGGCUGCGGCUGCCGCUGCGGCUGUUGCUGGAGCUGCGAACCAAGUGCAGCUGGAAGUGCGGGUGCUAUCGCUGCUGCUGGGCGGAGUGUAGGGGUUGUUAGGCUGCUCGGGCUGGUUGAAAGGAUGCACCCGGUCUGUGCGCUGUGGAGGAGUGGCGGCACGUGCGCUCUAUCAGGUUCAGACAUCAGGGGUCGGAGCGCCUACGUAGUACGUCCGCCCCGUGCCACUGGUCCACUGCGGUGGCGGCACUUCCGGACUCUUAAGGAGGUGCAGUCACGGUGCGGGGCCUAACGGGGGAGGGCGUCAGUCGUGUUGGUGCGGGAAAGGCAUCAGCCGUGGGGCCAUGAGGUUGACCCUGCCAGUUGCCUGCUAGGGCGUAGCUGUGAGGCCAUAAAUGAGGGGAGGGCCGGGGCAACAUAAGGCCGCUUGCGGAUUACGGUAGCGCAGAGCAUUGGUGCUGCGAGACUCGUCGUUAGAGCUCUGGGCACUUCAGGUUGUGUAACAGGUGCUGCGC
Molecule: messenger RNA, 2649 nt
Organism: Chlamydomonas reinhardtii
Lineage: Eukaryota; Viridiplantae; Chlorophyta; Chlorophyceae; Chlamydomonadales; Chlamydomonadaceae
Exons: 5
Coding region: 67-2226 (719 amino acids)
Biological process (GO): sphingolipid catabolic process; ceramide biosynthetic process
Cellular component (GO): membrane; endoplasmic reticulum; cell periphery
Molecular function (GO): glycerophospholipase activity
Source: RefSeq, a predicted model, not a curated record